Adelges cooleyi (spruce gall adelgid) is the source of this 1927-nucleotide messenger RNA. RefSeq names its product cytochrome b-c1 complex subunit 2, mitochondrial (gene UQCR-C2). The record is from RefSeq and is a predicted model, not a curated record. NCBI's taxonomy places the organism in Eukaryota, Metazoa, Arthropoda, Insecta, Hemiptera, Adelgidae. Bases 127 to 1458 code for a protein of 443 amino acids. Gene Ontology annotation, molecular function: metal ion binding. Gene Ontology annotation, cellular component: mitochondrion. The transcript has a single exon.
CACUUACAGUUCGUCCUCCUAAUGCAAGGUUUUUGUGAACCUGAAGUGCCAAAACGUUUUUUUAUCACCCGCAGUAGAACGUUGUCCGAUUUUUGUGAAUAAGUAACUAAAUUUGUUUUUACUACAAUGGCUAUGUCAACUUUGAAGACUCCAGUUCUCAACAGCAUUGCAAAACGCUGUUACGCCACAAAAACGGCGGCGCUAUCCGUCAAGGGACCAGAAAUUCAAACCAAAAAGUUACCAAACAACACUUUGGUUGUGGCUGCUCCCUCUUAUCCUACCAAAAUCGGUCGCAUUUCAGUCACAUUCCUGGCCGGUUCGCGUUAUGAAGAUCCUGAAAACGCAGGUAUUUCAAACCUAAUACGUAGUAACGCAGGACUUUCUACUUCUUCGUCAACUACGUUUGCAAUUUUGCGUAACUUGGGUCAUUUGGGUGCCAACUACUAUGUUAGUUCUGAUCGUGAAACCAUCACUUACACUAUUGAGGCCCACAAGGACAAUCUCAUCGAAGGUCUGAAAUACUAUAUUGAGUCUAUUUCACAACAAACGUUCAGGCCAUGGGAGUUGACUGACAACCAAAACCGUGUGGAAUAUAAUUUAUCGUUUACGCCACCAGAAUUAAGAGCUCUGGACUUCGCACAUAAGGCUGCUUACAGAGACACUCUCGGUAACUCAGUAAUUUUGCCUAAGUAUAACAUAAAAAAAUUGGGUUCCGAACAUCUACUAUACUACGUCAAGAAGAACUUUACCACUGACAAUGCAAUAAUUUCAAGUAUAGGAGUGGAUUUAGAUACACUAGCUCGUGUGUCUGAAGACUUAAAUUUACCCAAAAGUCAAGAUCGCAAUGUGGCCAAAGCUAAAUACUACGGUGGUGACGUUAGGAAAGCAAAAGAUUUAAAUACUACUUAUUUAGCUGUUCUUGGCGAGGGUAUCAAGUAUGGAGACUCUCAAAGUGCUGCGUUUGCUGUGCUUGAAUAUCUGUUGGGCAAAGGAUCAUCUGUAAAAUGGAAUAACGGUCAAGGAGUAUUAGAGCAAAGUAUCUUAAAAGCUGGCGUAUCUGGCAACUUUGCUGUAUCUGCGAUAAACCUUAAUUACUCAGAUUCUGGCGUUUUGGGCUUUGUGUUAGCAUACAGCGGUAAAGAUUCUAGCAAAGCACUAAAUGCUGCUGUACAGAGUUUAAAAUCCCCAACAAUUACUGACGCAGAAGUGGCUAGAGCCAAGAAACAACUAUUAUAUUCACUCGUUUCAACUUCAGAGAACGGUUCUCAAUUUUUGCAACAUAUUACUUACCAAGCAUCCGUCAGUGGAAAUGUGCUUCCCCUUGAAAAAUUAGUGUCUGCUGUUGAAAAAGUCAGUGUUGAAGACGUAAAGAAAGCCGCCAGCAAAGUAGCCAGUAGCAAAUUAUCAUUAGGUGGUUACGGUGAUGUAGCCAGUACAGCUUAUUUGGACAGUUUGUAAUUUAGACUAAUAUUUAAUAUUUAAAAUCCUCAAUCGUUAUUAGUGGUUUGAACUUCACUGAGCCUAUUGUUUAUUUAUAAAAAUGUCUCAACCAUUCAUACUGUCUGUUAUGUAAUUAAUUACAUUUGUGUAUUAAAAUAAUAUGUACUUGUCAUUUGACAAAAUAAAAUAGAAACUUAAAAUAAUUGUAUUUUUUUUUAAACAAAAUUUACAAUGCAUACAAUUUUUAUUAAAACAAAUUUGCUUAAAUUUUUAUAAUUAUUUUAUUGUAGUAAGACCAUACGAUCACUUGCGACCCUUUUUUUUUUUGCUUCCACCGGCUUCAUUUUUGGAUUGGUUUUGCUCCGGUCCACUAGCUUUUGUAACCCGACUUUUCAGUUUUGGAAUUUGUACUCCACAGUGUUUCAUUAUACUUACACCUAUUAGAACAAUAUUUUUUAGGCAACAAUAAAAAGGUUGUUUGUUUUUA